Aspergillus thermomutatus is the source of this 945-nucleotide messenger RNA. RefSeq names its product DUF2841 domain-containing protein. The coding region runs from base 1 to 945 and encodes 314 amino acids. The transcript is spliced from 3 exons. The record is from RefSeq and is a predicted model, not a curated record. Lineage: Eukaryota; Fungi; Ascomycota; Eurotiomycetes; Eurotiales; Aspergillaceae.
AUGUUGCCGCUCCGAGACCGAAGGCUUCUGCGAAAAUACUAUCAAAAAGCGUUCGAAAGCCUGCAGCAAAUCAACUGUCGAACCAUCGCUAAAGCAUAUGUCAAACUCGUCGAGCCUCGAAAGCAAGUCAACUAUCCUUAUAACGGGCGAAAACUUAUCGCUGGUAUCUCUCGACAGCUCGAUCCAGAGAUGACAAAGCCAGCCUGGUGGCCACUUGGUGUCACCCAUAAAGAGCCCGACCAUCUUCCCAAAGCGGAGAGAGUUCGAUUGCUUGUACACAUUCUCUGCGAGCUCCGCGACAGCCGCGGCAUCACCGUCGCAAAGCUUAGGGAGGCCGAUCAAUCCAUCCGCCGUCAGAUUACACCACCGGAGCGUCUGCAGGUACUGGACGAGAUCUAUCAUGUCCGAGAAGAAGAGGAGAGCUACCUGGAUGACCACCUCGAUGAACAAGCAGUUGUGUAUAUCUCGCGAGCACACUUGCCGGAUGAGAUAGACGCGAAGGAUGCUGGUUCCCCCUUGGCGGAAGGGAUGAACCCUGAUGUCAACUCUGUUUACAAAAGAGAGAGUUUUGACAUGCAGUCCCACACAUCAGUCUUUCCGUCAACGGGGGCCUUUUUCAUCAGUCAUACUGGUACAGCAAGCGGGAAGGGUGAUCAUGGAAUCAUGCCUGCCAAUUUGUACUCCUGCCCCUCCAUAGCAUUACCGACUCUCAGGUUACAGAAGGACGUUCACGAAGGGCAACAUCCGUUCUCUGUAAACAUUCCACCGGCUCCCGUCUUCCCCCAUGCUCCUUCUGCUGCCCCGAUGAACGUUCACUCCUUCCCUCUGCGAUCUUAUCAUGAACCGAAUUUCAGUCAUGGGCAGCAAGAUCAGGCUGGACCUGACAUGGGCGUUCCUGGCCAUGGUAUAGAGAGCUGUACAGACCCGUACUACUUUAACUUUUGA